ACGUCAACGCUCGUGUCUCUGUUAGCUAUAGCCUAUUAUUAGCAUUUGUUUGUUAGUUUGACGAUUGGGGUUUACGCGAUAAAUACAGUCGAAGAGACACCAAACAACAAGCAGGUUUAAGGUACGACGUUUGUACAAGAACCAUGGCAAGCCAGAGGCCACCUACCAACAUCAGCAGGCCAAUGAGUCGUGGAUCUGUGGUCCUUGGAAGACCUCCAACAGGGCUCCGACCUCCUCCUACUGCCAUUCGUGUUUCACCAGGGAUGGUUCCAGGUACCAGUGGUACUAGAGGUGGUAUCGCCAUCCCUGCAGUUUUGUCUGCUCCGAUCAGAGUAACUGACAGGCCGGUCACCCAGCAGGGUCUCAGUGGAAUGAAGACUGGCAUGAAAGGACCCCAGAGACAGAUUCUGGAUAAGUCCUACUACCUGGGUCUUCUUAGGAGUAAAAUGAAUGAGUUGACCACGGAGACCAGCAAACUUCACAAAGAGAUUGAGAACUACAACCAGGAGAACUCUGUCUACCUUUCUUAUGACAAGAAAGCUGAGAGCCUGGCUUCAGAGAUUAAGGAUCUGCAAGGCCAACUUGCUGACUACAACAUGCUGGUGGACAAACUCAACACUAACACAGAGAUGGAGGAAAUGAUUAAUGACUACCACUUGAUCAAAGCACAGAAUGACAGCGAAGCACAAAGUAUUGACAGGAUCUUCACUGAGAGACAAGAGAGGGAGGAGGAAAUCAGGGCAGUUGAAGAGGAGAUUAGGAGGGAAAGGUGGGCUGCCGAAGAAGUCAUCCAGGCAAUGCCUGCUGCAGAUCAGAAGAGGUAUUUCAGUAUGACAACAGAAAAUGAAGAACUGCUGCAGGAACUAACUGUCCUUCAGGAAGAGCUGGACAUUCUAGUAACCAAGAAGAAAGACUAUGAAGCAGAGCUGUCCCACUCACAGACUAAACAGUUAGUAGUCCGUCUUCAUGACGUUCUGUCAGAACUGGAAGCAAAUCGUGAUUCCUUGGAGGCAGAGCUGAAGAGCAAGGAUUCCCCCAAAGAAGAGAGAGAGAAGCUGCUUAAGCAGGUAAAGGAGGACAAUCAGGAAAUAGCCAGCAUGGAGAGACAGCUUACUGAGGUCAUGGACAGGAGGAAACAAGUCAUGGAGGAAAUUCAACACCUCGAGCAGGACUCCGAGGCAACGCAAGGGGAGUGUCAGCAGAAAUACAAGGAGUUGAAAAAGAAAGAGGAAGAAAUCGACCAGUUUCUGGAGUCAUUUCAGGACUUGAAGGUUCAGGAGCUGAAUAAACUGACUGAGUGUGAAGAAAACAUUGUUUCCAUUCUGGAGCACUGUAGCAGGAACAUGUUACGGCUGCACCAAGUGGAUACAAUUACUGCCAGUGAGCUGAGGAACAUGCAGGAAGUGCUGCUCAGCAAAGAGACAGAGGUCGUCCAAUCAGAAAGCACCACCAAAGGACUGACAACAGAGUCACUGCGUCUGCAGCAAGACCUGGAGAAGGUGCAGCAGCUGGAGGGAAAGAUAAUAUGUGAUCUCAGCACCCUGAAGGAACAAAUCAGCACUAUGGAGUCAGAGCUGCACACCUACAGAGACCUGGAGACCCUGAGGCACACAGCUGAGGAGAAGAAAAAGAAACUGAUGGAGGAACGAACAUUGCUGACUCUGCAACAAGCUUCAUUCAAGCAGCUGCUGGAGGAGAAGAACCAGAUCUACGAAGCUCUGAAGACCAGGCUGCAGGAAAACGAGACUUAUGCUCAGCUGGCAAACCUGGAGAGGAAAUGGCAGCACUUGGAGCAGAAUAUCUUCGUGAUGAAAGAAU
Austrofundulus limnaeus is the source of this 1818-nucleotide messenger RNA. RefSeq names its product intraflagellar transport 74 (gene ift74). Gene Ontology annotation, molecular function: beta-tubulin binding. Gene Ontology annotation, biological process: cilium assembly; intraciliary transport involved in cilium assembly. Gene Ontology annotation, cellular component: intraciliary transport particle B; cilium. Lineage: Eukaryota; Metazoa; Chordata; Actinopteri; Cyprinodontiformes; Rivulidae. The record is from RefSeq and is a predicted model, not a curated record.